CUCACAAAGAAGCGGAGGAAGACCUCCGAAGCCACGCCCUCCGGACCCCGCUCCUCCAGCCUUCCCCUUCCUUUACGUUAAGAAAAGCGAGAGAGAAGGCAGCAGCCAGCAAGACACGCAGGAUAGGGGGAAGAAGAAAAAAAAAAGCGAGACAAGACGACCGGGAGGGAGCCAGUCCAGCGACCAUGGCAAUAUCCACCGCGUCUCCGCUCCCGAUCGUGUCCGGGCACCGCGCACUUCCACCCGGGUCGAGCACGGCACGGAGCCCGCGGGCGCACGACGACACGCAGCUGGGUCCGGAUGAAUGAGGAGCCAGCUGGGGGGCAAACAUGAGGGUCAUCUUCAUCCAGAACGCCGGUUUCGUCGCAGCUUUCUCGCCUGGUAGAUGUCGGCAGCGUUUCGGAGCACAGAUGUUGCGAGCGAGCCCCAAAUUAGGCACAAACAGACAUUACUAGUCGAUUGAGGAGUAGCUCGCUACUAUAUAUUUAUUAUUAGAGGUGAAGUGUAGACUAUCAUCUUGAAAUGAUAUUAUUAUACACUAUUGACACGAUAUGUAUGUCGUUAUUAUAAGCAAACCAUGUGUAGACUUUUUGUAUGCUUAGUGGACAAAACAGCCUCGUUAACAAGACAAUCUGGAAAUGUUUCGACAAAUAUGACAAGUAGCUUGCGCGUUAUUCAUUGUAAUUUAUUUAUUUAUUACUAUUAUUAGGCCUAUAAGUAUUACUGUAUAUUAAUUAUCGUAUCGCUCGCUUAUUUACAAAGAAGUUAAGUGCGAUGGCUUACUUGGCGCCCCGCCGCGGGGAAAGCCGUCCCGAGGCCCCCAGGGGCCAGAGCUGCGCGCCCCAACUGGCGGGGGGCGAGCCCGUCCUUGCCGGAGGCUCCCCCGAGGAGAGCCAGAGGAACCCCGGCGUGAAAAAACACCACCACAAGCACAACCUGAAGCACCGCUACGAGCUGCUGGAGACUUUGGGGAAGGGGACGUACGGCAAAGUCAAGAAGGCCAUUGAACGCCACUCCGGCAGAGAGGUGGCCAUCAAGUCGAUUCGGAAGGAGAAGAUCAGGGACGAGCAGGACAUGGUUCACAUCCGCCGAGAAAUCGAGAUCAUGUCGUCGCUCCGCCACCCGCACAUCAUCUCUAUAUACGAAGUGUUCGAGAACAAGGACAAGAUCGUCAUCGUCAUGGAGUACGCCAGCAAGGGCGAACUGUACGACUACAUCAGCGAGCGGCGGCGCCUGAGCGAGCGAGAGACUCGACACUUCUUUAGGCAGAUCGUUUCUGCUGUGCACCAUUGCCACAAGAAUGGAGUGGUCCACAGGGAUCUGAAACUGGAAAAUGUGCUACUGGAUGAAAACUGUAAUAUUAAGAUUGCUGACUUCGGCCUGUCUAACUUGUACCACAAAGACAAGCUUCUGCAAACCUUCUGCGGCAGCCCGCUAUACGCCUCACCGGAGAUCGUCAACGGGAGGCCGUACCGUGGGCCAGAGGUGGACAGUUGGGCUCUGGGGGUGCUGCUGUACACACUGGUGUACGGAACCAUGCCGUUCGACGGCGGCGACCAUAAGAACCUCAUUCGGCAGAUUAGCAACGGAGAAUACAAGGAGCCCACACAGUCCUCAGACGCGCGGGGACUGAUCCGCUGGAUGCUGAUGGUGAACCCGGAGCGCCGCGCCACUGUGGAAGACAUCGCCAACCACUGGUGGGUGAACUGGGGCUGGAAGAACAGCGUGUGCGACUGUGACGCCCAGCGCGACCACGGCGGCUCGCCCAUGCUGGCCCGCUUUAUCGACUGGCAAAACCGCACUGAGCCACGCGGUCCAUCCGCCAAACCUGCCGCCUUGCCCCAGCUGCUACUGCGCCAGAGGCCCAAGAAGUCCAAGAAGGAAAACGUGGAGGAAAGUCAGGCGCACGGCAGGGGCGAGGACAAACCGGGUCUGAAAAGACCAAAGAGUAUCUUGAAGACCAGAGUGGCAGAGGAGCAACACUCGGCCAGGAUGGAGGAGGCGCCGACGAGCCAGACGGCGGCGGCGGAACGAGCUGAAGGUGGAGGGCACGUCUCCAGUCCAGAUCGAGACGGGGAAGAGCCCGCCUUUGGGGGAGGCUCGCCUGCAAAGAUGGUGCCCACCUUGCCCAAAAAAGGCAUUUUGAAGAACAACCAACAGCGGGAAUCAGGGUAUUACUCCUCCCCCGAGCGGAGCGAGUCUUCAGAGCUGCUGGGCGGAGCCAGCAUGACCGUGCUCGCCACCUCGCCGCACAAGAGAGCCAUGGGAAGAAAGGGCAUCCUCAAGCGCAACGGCAAGUACUCCACCUACAGCGGACCGCCCUCCGCCGCCGCCGCCGCCGCGGCCGCAGCCGGAGGUCUGAGUGAGCCCCCCGCGCCGGCCGACUCGGGCCUGUCGCGCAGUCAGAGCCGCCCCUCCAGCCUGGUGGGGGAGGACAUGUCGCCCGGCAACAAGUGCGCCGAGUGGCAUCCCUCCACGCCGCACCGCCGCCCCAACAUCCGGGCGUGCGUGUCUGCCGAGAACCUGCUGCACCUGGCCAACUUCAAAGGCUUCCAGGCCGCGCCCACCAUCCUCCAGGCGCCCAAGUUCGGACGCGGCCCCAAAACAAAAGGCUCGCCGGGGGACAAUGGCAGCUUCUCAUUGCUGGGGGACCUGGAGGACAUGACUCAGGUGUACCAGCAAGCCCUGGACAUUAGCAGCAACCUCACUUAGCACACGGCUGCAGAGGCAGGAAGCGUGUGUGUGUGUGUGUGUGUGUGUGUGUGUGUGUGUGUGUUUAGGCAUUAACGACCAGUGUGUUACUGGGAUACACCUUUUGGGAGGUUGAGGUUUUUCCAAAUAGGGCUGACAUCUUGAUGGGAUAUGUUUACCCACCACUUACACACACACACACACACACACACACACACACACACACACACACACACACACACACACACACACACACACACACACACACACACACACAGGUGUACACACUCAAGUCCACUUCUCAGGCCAGUGGAAACUUGGUCAGGGCUUUUUGUGAACAGGAUGGAGAGGGGAGUUGGCAGCAACACAAGCCACCCAAGUGUGUGUGUGUGUGUGCGUGUGUGUGUGUGUGUGUGUGUGUUCCCCUUUGUCACUCUCCUGCGUUCCCACAUGUUUACAUAUCCAACCAGAAGCGUAGAUUCCCACCCAUUCAGAGUUUACAAAAGCACCUUUGAUUAAUACACACAGAGCACACGCUUUGUGAUCUUUUUAUUUUGGUAAGAAAAACAAACCAACCAGGGUCGUAUUCAAAAAGUUUCUCAUUAUUUAUUAUUAUUUGCCUCGCUUUUUUUUUUUUGUUUUGUGGGCAGAACUUGGAUGUUGGGUGUUGGCUGUUACUGGAGUGCAUAUAAUAAAUAAUAUUAUUAUUGAUGCUAUAUAAUUAGCAGAUAUAUCCAACUAUGUUUGGCAAGUAUUUUGUCCUACAGUACUACAUAGUUGCGGUUUUUCAUAAUAUAGUACUAUUGCGUUAUUUUUUCCAGCAGUAUCGUCAAAAAUUGUGCGAUACCACACGUACAUCACACCACCCACGAUACGGAGAAAACGGCAUUUUUCCAAUGAGACCAAUACACAGCGAUUGCCCGAUAUUUGGAAGAAGACAGUAUCGUUUCACAGCACAGUUAUUGUACGGUACAUGGCGAUCAGGUGCGAUACUAAAUAAUCCCGCAGCAAUGUCACCAUGAAUUGGAAGAAAACGUGCUACACAAAAUGAUAUCUUGAUAACCUAGAAAGAGUAUGUUUUCGCAAAACUUGAAAACCACCUCAGAAAGGGACUCUUUCCAAUAAUAUCGAUUGUACGACGUAUCAGAUAUCUUGAUAACCUAGAAAUAGUGUUUUCGUAAAGCCUGAAAACCACCUCAGAAAGGAACUCUUUUUAAUAACAUCGAUUGUACGACGUAUUGGAUAUCUUGAUAACAAUAGAAAGAGUAUGUUUUCGUAAAGCCUGAAAACCACCUCAGAAAGGAACUCUUUCUAAUAAGAUCGAUCGUACGACAUAUCGAAUAUCUUGAUAACCUACAAAGAAUGUUUUCGUAAAGCCUGAAAACCACCAAAGGAACUCUUUCUAAUAACAUCGAUUGUACGACGUAUCGGAUAUCUUCAUAACCUGGAAAGAGUAUGUUUUCGUAAAGCCUGAGAACCACCUCAGAAAGGAACUCUUUCUAAUAACAUCGAUUAUACGACGUAUCGGAUAUAUUGAUAACCUAGAAAGAGUAUGUUUUCGUAAAGCCUGAAAACCACCUCACAAAGGAACUCUUUCUAAUAACAUCGAUUGUACGACGUAUCGGAUAUCUUCAUAACCUAGAAAGAGUAUGUUUUCGUAAAGCCUGAGAACCACCUCAGAAAGGAACUCUUCCUAAUAACAUCGAUUGUACGACUUAUCGGAUAUCUUUAUAACCUAGAAAGAGUAUGUUUUCGUGAAGCCUGAAAACGACCUCAGAAAGGAACUCUUUCUAAUAACAUUGAUCGUACGACAUAUCGAAUAUUUUGAUAACCUACAAAGAAUAUGUUUUCACAAAGCCUGAAAACCACCACACAAAGGAACUCUUUCUAAUAACAUCGAUUGUACGACGUAUCGGAUAUCUUCAUAACCUGGAAAGAGUAUGUUUUCGUAAAGCCUGAGAACCACCUCAGAAAGGAACUCUUUCUAAUAACAUCGAUCGUACGACAUAUCGGAUAUCUUGAUAACCUAGAAAGAGUACGUUUUCGUAAAGCCUGAAAACCACCUCACAAAGGAACUCUUUCUAAUAACAUCGGUUGUACGACGUAUCGGAUAUCUUCAUAACCUGGAAAGAGUAUGUUUUCGUAAAGCCCGAGAACCACCUCAGAAAGGAACUCUUUCUAAUAACAUCGAUUGUACGACUUAUCGGGUAUCUUUAUAACCCAGAAAGAGUAUGUUUUCGUGAAGCCUGAAAACGACCUCAGAAAGGAACUCUAAUAACAUCGAUUGUACGACAUAUCGGAUAUCUUGAUAACCUACAAAGAAUGUUUUCGUAAAGCCUGAAAACCACCAAAGGAACUCUUUCUAAUAACAUCGGUUGUACGACGUAUCGGAUAUCUUCAUAACCUGGAAAGAGUAUGUUUUCGUAAAGCCCGAGAACCACCUCAGAAAGGAACUCUUUCUAAUAACAUCGAUUGUACGACUUAUCGGAUAUCUUUAUAACCUAGAAAGAUUAUGUUUUCGUGAAGCCUGAAAACGACCUCAGAAAGGAACUCUUUCUAAUAACAUCGAUCGUACGACAUAUCGGAUAUCUUGAUAACCUACAAAGAAUGUUUUCGUAAAGCCUGAAAACCACCAAAGGAACUCUUUCUAAUAACAUCGAUUGUACGACGUAUCGGAUAUCUUCAUAACCUGGAAUGAGUAUGUUUUCGUAAAGCCUGAGAACCACCUCAGAAAGGAACUCUUUCUAAUAACAUCGAUUAUACGACGUAUCGGAUAUAUUGAUAACCUAGAAAGAGUAUGUUUUCGUAAAGCCUGAAAACGACCUCAGAAAGGAACUCUUUCUAAUAAAAUCGAUCGUACGACAUAUCGGAUAUCUUGAUAACCUACACAGAAUAUGUUUUCGUAAAGCCUGAAAACCACCUCACAAAGGAACUCUUUCUAAUAACAUGGAUUGUACGACGUAUCGGAUAUCUUCAUAACCUGGAAAGAGUAUGUUUUCGUAAAGCCCGAGAACCACCUCAGAAAGGAACUCUUUCUAAUAACAUCGAUUAUACGACGUAUCGGAUAUAUUGAUAACCUAGAAAGAGUAUGUUUUCGUAAAGCCUGAAAACGACCUCAGAAAGGAACUCUUUCGAAUAACAUCGAUCGUACGACAUAUCGGAUAUCUUGAUAAACUAGAAAGAGUAUGUUUUCGCAAAGUUUGAAAACCACCUCAGAAAGGAACUCUUUCUAAUAACAUCGAUUGUACGACUUAUUGAAUAUCUUUAUGACCUAUGAAGAGUAUGUUUUCGCGAAGCCUGAAAACGACCGCAGAAAGGAACUAUUUCUAAUUACAUCGAUCGUACGACAUAUCGGAUAUCUUGAUAACCUAGAAAGAGUAUGUUUUCGUAAAGCUUGAAAACCACCUCAGAAGGGAACUCUUUCUAAUAACAUCGAUUGUACGACGUAUCGGAUAUCUUCAUAACCUAGAAAGAGUAUGUUUUCGUAAAGCCUGAGAACCACCUCAGAAAGGAACUCUUUCUAAUAACAUCGGUUGUACGGCGUAUCGGAUAUCUUCUUAACCUGGAAAGAGUAUGUUUUCGUAAAGCCCGAGAACCACCUCAGAAAGGAACUCUUUCUAAUAACGUCGAUUUUACGACUUAUCGGAUAUCUUGAUAACCUAGAAAGAGUGUUUUCGUAAAGCCUGAAAACCACCUCAGAAAGGGCAUCGUUCUAAUAUCGAUUGUACGAUGUAUCGGAUAUCUUGAUAACCUCGAAAGAGUAUGUUUUCGUAAAGCCUGAAAACCACCACAGAAAGGAACUAUUUUAAUAACAUCGAUUGUACGACGUAUCGGAAGAAAAACAACGUACAAAACAUCACGAUAUUUGUAUAUAAUCCGACAAUACCGAUAUCACAAUAUAUCAAUGGGCGAAAGGGUAUUUUUACAACAAUACCGAUUACAUGGAUUACAUACCAAACACAGCAAUAUCAACGCAACCGAUUAUGAUUAUACAUCGAUAGUAUGAUACAGUUGAAGAAAAUUGUACCAUAGAUCACAUUGUCCAUAAUGCUGAUAUCACGAUACUGGUAUUGUGUGAUAUAUCGGAAUAACACAACUCACAGGAGUCACAAUUAGUCAUAAAUGACCAUUACAUCGACUACUUGUAUGGAUACUGUAGACAAUAUCUGAUCCCACCCCUAUUGUAUAAGUCGGAAUUGCCUUUUUUUCGUAAUUGUACGUCAAUACCCGCCGAGCUAUACCAAAUGGUGAUUUUUUUGUGUUUUUUAAGGGGUUUCAAAGGUCAGCACAGUGUAGCGGUGCUUGAAUGACUGCCCCCUGCUGGUGCGGAGUUGUGGGACAUGUCAUGUUUGACAAGAGAGCUCAGCUUACAGCUUCGACAUGGUCGGCGCUCCACCCGUGUACACUCGGCCGCCGCGUCGGGCGAGCACAAUCAGCCAGCUGUUGUUUGAGAGGAAGUGGAUUUAAAUGGAAGAGGGAGAGGCGGAAGUGUAAAAGGAAGUGAGAAGAAAUAAGGGCUGUUCAACUGGGCCAAAUCCUGCAUUUUAAAUGUCAUCAAACUGGCACUUUUGCAGUAGGUUCCUACAAACUGUAGUCAUAAGGGCCCCGUUUACACUGCACGCCAAAUCGGGAUUAUUUUUUAACCCUCAAUGGACACAGAUGGGAUUUUUAUAUAUAUAUAUAUAUUAAUCAGACUCAGGCCACAACAGGAGGUAGUCCUGAAUCCCAUUGGAAUAGGAUCUUUUCAAAUGUAACUUCAGUCUAAAUGCCCGAAUGUGAUUUUUUUUCGUCGUCUUUGGGCGAGUUACGUCACUCGUGUGCACUUGCAAGUGAUGUGGAGGCCACAUCGGGGCCACAUUGGGGCCUCUGUGCCUUUACACCGCAGUCUGAUAAAAAAAAAUCAUGUUUUACUCGCAGUGUAAACAGUCUGCUGUUUAAAAAAAAAAUCCCGAUUUGGGCCACUUUGGCCUGCAGUGUAAACAUCGUCUUGGACUAUAAAGUAUGGCCCCUGGAAGAAAUUGAGUUGAACGGCCCUGUUCGAGAAGGUUUCUAAAUACAAAGAAAAGGUGGAUGGCAAGGUAGAUUAAAGAAAGUGAAUGGAAUGUUUUUUUGUUUGCAAACCAAAGAUGUGAUGAAGCUUUGACAUCAUUCAUGGGAGCCAUGCAUUUUUUUUUUCUUCUUUGACGUGGGAAUCCACACCGGUGUAUAUAAUCAUACUCCAUGGCUUUUUUUUAAACGACCUCAGGAUUCCUUGUAUUUUACACAGCUUGACUUGAGGGGAGACGAAAAAACACGACAAAAAGCCAAAUGGGAGAUUGGUUUCACCCUAAAAAUGUCAGGAAAAACGGGGCCCGAAUUGGAUGAAUGUGCUGGUGUGACGGAAGAAACAUUGAGUAUUGUCUUCUAUUCAGUUGCCUUUUUUUUUGUAUUGUAUGUGUUAUUGUCAACUGGAUUCACAGUGAUAUAAUUAUACUAUGUUAGUAUUUUUCUUUUAUUACGCUCUGUUUUUGAUUUUUACAAAAUAUACGAUUUUUUUGGUUUGUUUUUGGUGUCAUAGCGGAAAAAUUGCUUCCUUGCUCGAAGUGUUUCGGUGUCAGUUUUUAAAGCCACCACAGAAUGUUUAAUUUGCCAAAGCACGCAUAUCCGAAUUGCUGGAAGCUACUAAAAACAAAAACAAAAAAAGAGGUGAUGAUUGAACUGGAACGAAAUGUUAGCAAGCAGGAAGUAGACUCUUAGGAAAACUUGACUGGAUAUUAAUAUGACAAUAAUAUAAUGAUUAUAUUAUUUAAGUAUUCUUUUUUUUCUCAUUUACUCUUGUUGCCAUGUUUUUAAUUUGUUCGAUGAAUCCUGGACUGCCAAAGUGAAUUUAAAAGUUGUGUGCCUUUGGUAUCUUUUAUGUACUUGUUUUUUUUUUGAUAAUGAUUAUCAAUGUGUUUUUUAUUCUUGUAUUUAUUGGUGAUGAAGCCAUUUAUAUUGGUGCCUGUGUGGGAAAACAUCUAAUUAGAAGUCAGCAUCAUCUCAUCGUGGAGGCAGUUAGUCACAAAUUAUACAGAUGUAAAAUGUCUUAAUAAACUGUUCAUUUAGCACAAUCAUCUCCUGUGCUACAACAAAUAAAUGGAUUUGGAACGAUA
Nerophis ophidion (straightnose pipefish) is the source of this 8822-nucleotide messenger RNA. RefSeq names its product NUAK family, SNF1-like kinase, 1b (gene nuak1b). The coding region runs from base 775 to 2712 and encodes 645 amino acids. Gene Ontology annotation, biological process: microtubule cytoskeleton organization; intracellular signal transduction; protein phosphorylation. Lineage: Eukaryota; Metazoa; Chordata; Actinopteri; Syngnathiformes; Syngnathidae. Gene Ontology annotation, molecular function: tau-protein kinase activity; ATP binding; protein serine/threonine kinase activity. The record is from RefSeq and is a predicted model, not a curated record. Gene Ontology annotation, cellular component: cytoplasm. The transcript has 7 exons.